This is a messenger RNA of Cuscuta campestris, 991 nucleotides long. Lineage: Eukaryota; Viridiplantae; Streptophyta; Magnoliopsida; Solanales; Convolvulaceae. The record is from the annotation of a GenBank genome assembly.
CAUCAUGGGAUAAAAAGCUACUUUCAAAAGGAGGUAAUCAUGGUGGAGGCAUCAAGUGGAUGGCUUGGGAGAGGCUGACAGUCCCUAAAAAAUUUGGUGGGAUGGGCUUUAGGAAUUUCUCUGCUUUUAAUGUGUCUCUCCUGGCGAAACAGGGAUGGCGAUUCUUGGUGACCCCUGAUGCUUUGGUCUCCCGAGUCUACAAAGCUAGAUUCUGGCGUAUUCCAGUUGCUCCAAAAGUGAAAGUUUGUAUCUGGAGGGCAUUAAGGGGAGUUCUUCCCACCAUGGGAACUCUCAAUUCGAGAAGAGUGGAGAUUGUAGAUAAGUGCCCUUUGUGCGGUAUUGAUGGAGAGACGGUGGAUCAUCUCAUUUUGAGGUGCCCGUUUACAGAAGAGGCACGCUCCCAGGUGGACUCGCUUGGAGAUUUGCAAGUCGUGUGUUGGACAAUCUGGAGCAUUUGGAAGGUCAGAAAUGAUGUCGUGUGGAAUCGGAGGGCUCCUCAACCCAGUUCCGCACAUAGACUUGCCAUAGACAUGCAUAAAGCAUGGUGUGAUCGGUUUCAAGCUGGUCAAACGGAAGAGCUCACUCAUACAGGAACAACGGAUAUAGUGCAACAGUCGCCAAGAAAUGGCUCCUUUGGAAUUGCUUUUAACGGGCCGAUUCAAAGCACCCAAGACCCAGCGAUGGCAGAAAUCAUGGCUUGCAAAGAGGAUGCUUUGGAUGGUAAUGACUAAUGAGCAAUGGUUGCUGGUGACUAGGUGCUUUCAUUUCUGUAUGGUUUGAGUUGUUAAAAUCAGAGGAUCAGGUAUAUGUCGAAGUUACACUCCAAAAGAGGAUUGAAACAGAAUGCUACAUCUCAGAACUUGCUUUGUGUUAAGUAUAAGUUUGCAGGAUCUACAAAGUUCUACAUCAGAAUGCACACAACUAAAGAAAGUUAUGCAAUUGGAGAUGCUUGAAUUCCAGGUUUUAUUUCAAACAAAAGGGUCUUGAUUGG